UAGUCCUAUAGCUUUCGAACCACCUCUAGCACCAAGAGAGAGUUUGAAUCGGAAGAAUUCUAGGGUUAGAUAGGUUAAGGAGACCUGAGUUUUUUUUUCAGGACUCAUGGAGAAUGGAAUAGGGAAGAAAAAUGGCAAUAUCGACUGCCUAGAUGGAACAGAGCUAAGGCUUGGUUUGCCCGGAGGCAAUGAACCAAAAACCCCUUGGGUUAAUAAAAGAUCACUAUCUGGAGAAUCAAAAGGAAGUUCAACUGAUUCAGUUCAUGGUAAUGAUCGAGAUACCACUCCUCCGGCCAAGGCUCAAGUCGUAGGAUGGCCACCGGUGAGAUCAUAUCGAAGAAAUAAUUUGGCGGCGAAGAAGAAAGAGGAGAGUGGAAGGUUUAUUAAGGUUAGCAUGGAUGGAGCUCCUUACUUGAGAAAGAUUGAUCCCAAGGUGUACGAGGGAUACAAGGAGCUUAGAGAGGCUUUAGAGAACAUGUUCAAGAAUUUUUCUCUAGGUGAUCUAUUGGAAAUGGGAGGAUAUGAUCGGUGUGAGUAUGAUAUCACAUAUGAGGAUAAAGAUGGGGAUUGGAUGUUGGUUGGUGAUGUCCCUUGGGAGAUGUUCAUUUCAUCAUGCAAGAGGUUGAGAAUAAUGAGAGGAUCUGGAAUGGACAAAUAUUAGGCAUUAUUUGUCAUGGAAAGUUAAAACAUUAUUAAUUUCUUUCCGCUUGGUCCCCCAUGCUCUUAAUGUUUCAUGGAGUUUGGACCGAUCAAAAGGAUAGCCUAGCUGGGGAAGAGAAUUUUCUUUGUCAUGAAAACGUAUUGAUGCCAACUUGUACAAAUUUCUUUUGUUCUGCAAAAAUCCAUCGCUUUGAGCCAGUAGUAUGCUUAAAAGCUUUGAAUGAUUACAUGUUUUUGUUAGAAGAAGAAAGAAAAGGGCAAAAAGAAAAGGCAAUGCAACUUUUAAAGCUGUUUUGUUUAUUUA
Molecule: messenger RNA, 964 nt
Organism: Asparagus officinalis (garden asparagus)
Lineage: Eukaryota; Viridiplantae; Streptophyta; Magnoliopsida; Asparagales; Asparagaceae
Product: auxin-induced protein 22D-like
Exons: 4
Coding region: 107-661 (184 amino acids)
Biological process (GO): regulation of DNA-templated transcription
Cellular component (GO): nucleus
Molecular function (GO): protein binding
Source: RefSeq, a predicted model, not a curated record